Molecule: messenger RNA, 1687 nt
Organism: Aspergillus wentii DTO 134E9
Lineage: Eukaryota; Fungi; Ascomycota; Eurotiomycetes; Eurotiales; Aspergillaceae
Exons: 1
Coding region: 186-1283 (365 amino acids)
Source: RefSeq, a predicted model, not a curated record
AACUCAUUCAGCCCAAUUUAUGUAGCCUAUGAAAGUAAGUAGACUGCUGUGGGGUAAUUUAAAUUCGCAUGAUUUAUUAGCAAUCACACCCCUGGCGUUGGAUUUCUUUUCUCGUUCUGUCUCCAUCUGCAAAUAAUAUUUACAAGUCUUUAUGCAAACUCUACCUAGUGUCCUUUUCCAACACCAUGUUACCCCAUGAUGGAGCUGUCCACCAUCCCUUGGGUGGUGGGUCGUAUUAUUUCGGGAAGAAACUCAUCAGAUAUCUGAAUGAUCAAUGUACUCGACCUACAAUUGCUGUUCAUAUCGGCUCGCAGCCAAACAGCAGUCCACAUGUUGGCAAUAUGGUCACUUUUGCGACAGGAUUCGCCCUUGCCGCUGCUUUGAAGAAAGAGUUCCAGCGAGAUAUUAAGGCCAAGUUCCUUUAUGUGGAUAGCGCCCCUUCCCCAGGUCAGGACAUCAAUAUCAACGGGGUCAGAUAUCAAAAAAGUCUCAAACACACAGGAGACUUCGGGGCAAACCAAGCGGCGUUUACAAAGGUGCUAGACGAAAUGUCUGCCCUGUCCGGUGUACCAUAUGACAUUGAGACACAAAAUUUCUGGCGAUCGAAUCCUGCGUUUGGAGCUAUUCUCCGGGACAUCGUGGGUCGUCACAAAACCCUUGGCCCUCAUAUGUCACCAGAAACAGGCAAGCUGGCGAUUCGCGCAUCAUGUACACACGAAGGAUGCGGGCUAGCAGAUAAACACGGCAUGAACAAUAAGUACCACGACAAUAACAUCACAUUCGUGUGUCCUGAGCAUGGAGACCACCACAUCGAUCUCACAUCACCUCAAGAUCUAGACCGGUUGGAGUUCAACACGCCCCUGCGCAACCUCAUCCGGAUUCUCAUCUGCAGUCGAGAUCCAAACACAUCGUGGAUUAUGUGUACUGGGGCUGAUUAUGCCGGUUUCUACCAGGAACAGCUGACAUGGAGGCUGCUGGAGCGGCCUGCAAGUGCCCCGGUGAUAUUUUAUGCGCCUCUUGUCCUCGAUUGGUCUGGGGGGAAGCUCUCAAAGAGCAUGUAUGUCAAGCAGGGUGCAUACAAGUAUCUGCGUGAUUCAGGGCGCAGUUACGUGCUAGAUACAGAUGCAUUUUUCAGGAAUGAAGGUGGGCUCAAGGCGUUGUUUGAGGAAGUGCAGGAUUGGGUGGAGAAUCCAUAUAAGCUGUUCAGGAACUACUCCGUGGAGUAUCUUGACACGCAACUGAUAUCUCGGGGGAUGAAGCUUAUAGAGAAUGGCUCUGCUUAGACUAUUAGAACAUUAAUCCAUUAUAUAUGCAUUGGAACACUUAAUGAUGGCCCAUAAUCCAACCUCUUAAUCCUUUGGAUCAGACUGUGUAAAGAAAUCUGAUAUCUUUUUCCGUCCAGCCGGACUUGAUGUAGGCGCUUUCUUAGCCUCUUCUCGAUCAUCUACCUUCCUCCUCUCCGGCUUCUCUUCCUCUGGCCUGGAGAAAACAUGAUCCUGUUUAUCCAUCGGUACCCUCUCCAGCAGCGCAACCGGAACCCAACAAUACUUCUGCGGCGCGCCCUUCAACCACCCUUCCGAAAUAGCCCCCUUCAAACUAAUCGGCUCUCUCAACCUCCACAAAUCCAGAAUCUCAUAUGCAUAUUUCGACACCUUCCUCCCGGAAUUAAAGUCUUCAUUUCCUAUCC